UUUUUUUUUCCCUUCUUUUUUUUUCUCUUUCUUUCUCAACUAACAACCUUUUUUCUCUCCUCUCUCCCUUCCUUCUUUUUUUUUUUUAACUCCUGUCGCCAUAAUGUACUGGCGAUUUGGACAUCAAAAUGCGUCUGUUAUCGACCACCUCCUCGAGACCGGCAACGUCUCACUCGAGGAACUGCUCGAACAAGAUGACCUGAUCCAGGAAUGCAAGGCACAAAACCCUCGGCUCAUCGAAUACCUGCGCGACCCAACUGUACUUCAACAGUUGUUGGGCUAUAUUAUUAGUGAUGACCUCGAAGACCGUGCACGGUUCAAGUAUCCUUUCAUCGCAUGCGAAGUCAUUGCAUGCGAAGUCUGGGCAAUUUUCGAGUCUGCGUUGUCUAAUCCCGAUAUGCUGGUCAGGUUUUGGGAAUUCUUGGAUCGACCAGCGCCCUUGAACCCUGUGCAAGCUAGCUAUUUCGCCAAAGUCAUUGGUGUUUUCCUUAUGAAGAAAACCUCAGAGAUGCUUCAAUUCAUCAAAGCACAGCCUAAUGUUGUUUCCAAGCUACUCACACACAUGUCGACUUCUUCAAUUAUGGAUCUACUGCUUAAGAUCAUCAGCAUGGAAGAAUCACCAGAUGGCAAAGGAACUGUUCAGUGGUUAAGCGAACAAGGAUUGAUGCCAUGGCUUGUUAAUCAAUUGGACCCUAAUUUUGAUGGGGAGGUUCAUUCAAUUGCAUCACAAGUUCUGCUCGACAUCAUUGCCAUCUCACAAUCAUCUCAUCCUGAACAGCCUUCUAUCGGAACAAACAUUUUGAUCGAUGAGCUGAAGAGCGAAGUAAUCGUGUCUAAACUUGUUGGAUUCAUGUUGGAUCGUAACGCUCCCUAUUCAACCUCAACGCUUAUCAACGGUGUUACUAUAUUUAUUGAAUUGAUUCGAAGAAAUAACAGCGAUUAUGACGUCGAUCCUAUUUCUCCGGAUUCAUCCGAGCAUAUACGUGAAGCUGUGGAUCUAAGCGAUCUGUUGAAAGUACUAGCGACUAGGAUCAAGGAUUUCAAAGAUCUUCUAGUUGUCCCUCGAUCGGUGACUGGUCCUAUUGAAACAUCAAUUGGAAGACAGGUCCCACUUGGUUUCGAGAGAUUGAAGAUCUGUGAGAUGUUUGCAGAGUUGCUUCAUUGCUCGAAUAUGGCGAUCCUUAAUUCACGGCCAAUAAUCACUGUAUCGACUGAUGGAACAGUCAAAGUGCCGACUGUUUUGUCUGACCAACCCCUUAUUCAUCAUUCACCUACGGUCAAAGAAGAGCUAAAUAGCGUUAGGAAUGGGCAACCAGGAGAUGAAACUCCCAAGGAAAUGGCAGAUCAGGACCAGGAGAUGAAGGAACCUUCAGAUACAGACAGGGAUGAUGUCAAGGACAAGGGUGAAGCUGAAACAGAGAAAAAGGCGGCACCAGAACAGAGUGCAUCCAACUCAACCACAGAGCCAAAAAUAAGUAAUGUUGAACAGCUGGAGGAUGCGACAGCAACUUUGAAAUUGGAUGACCAAGCAACCCCAAAAGCCUCGUCUCCAAUUAAUCCAUCUUCAAAUGAAGCCACCCCAACUGCUACCCCAAUAGCGACUCCAUCGUCACCAAGCACAACAGCAACAGCAGUAGCAGUUACAGCAACCAAUAGCGAUGUGCUGAUUCCUGUGGGUGAUUUUUUGAAGAUGCAAUUCGUUGACCAUCAGAUCAUCCCUACAUGCUUUGAUCUGUUUUUCCAAUUUCCAUGGAACAACUUCUUGCAUACAGUGGUUUAUGAUAUGGUACAUCAAGUAUUCCACCGACCCAUGGGUGACAUUGGCCGUGCGGAUAUGGACGGUAACUAUAUUCCGCCUAGAGCAGAUCUAGGCGUCACAGAGGGCUGGAAUAGACGAUUGACCAUCUCGAUCUUCAAGGAUGGCCAGCUCACGAAGCGGAUUACGGAUGCUCAGCGUCUCUGUGAUUAUGAAUGUGCACAACCCAAGGGUGUCCGUCUUGGAUAUAUGGGACAUCUGACAUAUAUUGCAGACGAAACUGUGAAACUGCUGGAACUGUAUUCGCAAACGUCGUUACUGCCAAUGCUGUAUGAAUAUAUGGAUUUAGAAGAUUGGUGGAACUAUGUUUCCAAGGUACUAAAGGAAACCAAAGAACGCGAUGCACAAGUUUUGGGAGGAAUGCGUCCCAAUCUCAACCCUAUGUCCCACAAAUCUUUAUUGGAUGAUGGAGCCGAUGACGAUUUUAUGGACGAUCACGGAGACGACUUUGGUAAUGCUGGUGGUUUCCUUGGCGGCGAGGGUGGCAUUGUCCACGAAGGCGAUGUUGCAAGUGACCAGGUAAACAAAAUGUCUGUUUAUCGUCUUUAUAGUUGAUUUUUUCUUUUUCUUUACUGCAUUUUCACUUCUUCACUUUAUUCUAUCCUCCGGCCAUAACGAAAGAGGAGGAGGAAAAGAAGGAAGAGAA
Molecule: messenger RNA, 2462 nt
Organism: Lobosporangium transversale
Lineage: Eukaryota; Fungi; Mortierellomycota; Mortierellomycetes; Mortierellales; Mortierellaceae
Product: SIT4 phosphatase-associated protein-domain-containing protein
Exons: 9
Coding region: 104-2371 (755 amino acids)
Cellular component (GO): nucleus; cytosol
Molecular function (GO): protein phosphatase regulator activity; protein phosphatase binding
Source: RefSeq, a predicted model, not a curated record